This is a messenger RNA of Mesorhabditis spiculigera, 1317 nucleotides long. Lineage: Eukaryota; Metazoa; Nematoda; Chromadorea; Rhabditida; Rhabditidae. The record is from the annotation of a GenBank genome assembly.
AUGCCGCCGGGAAGUGAUGCGAGAAACCUGGCCUGGAUUGACGCAAGCAUCCCCAUCGAAAUUACCUCCAUAACUUUGAAUAAAAACUCCACCCUGUUGGAAGAAAAACACGGCCGCGUAUCGCACUACGUCAGAGGACACCCAUUUGACUGGGAGAACCAAAUCUUCUACGGCCUAAAGGUAUCCCUGGAAUUUCAAAUGGAACCCGGAAAGGUGUAUCGCGAUUUUGAGUUUGAAGAAGUUUUCGAGGAGGGCCAUUUUCAUGUUGAAAUCGUUGGGACUUGGAAGAACAAGCUGAAUUUUGUGAUACCGGAAGGCAUUGUGGUUUUCACGUAUACAAAGACAGCCCCAGAAUUUACCGUCACUUUCAAGCCUGUGUUGUUGCCAAAUGGAAGCGGUUGUGACUGCCCAGUUUUCGGCAUGAUAUCUGGCGACCAAGACAAUGGCUGGCUGGAUCGCGGAAGAAAAUUCAGCGGACAGUACCCUCAAGCCUGCGGUCUUGAUGCCCAUGCCGGCUUCGUUUGCGGCUGGGUUUUUAGCACCGCCAGGAUGCCGCCCGGAAGCGACGCAAGAAGCAUCCCUUGGAUUGAUACGAAUAUCCCCAACGAAAUCUCCUCCAUAACUCUGAGAAAAAAUGCCACGCUGUUGGAAGAAAAGAAUGGUCGUGUCUCACAUUACGUGAGGGGACACGCAUUUGACUGGGAGAAGCAGAUUUUCUAUGGGCUCAAGGUCGAGCUCGAAUUCCCAAUGGAGUCCGGGCGGGUUUAUCGCGAUUUCGAGUUCGAAGACGUCUUUGAGGAGGGGACUUUUCAUGUGGAGAUUGUUGGCAACCGGAAGAACAAGCUGAAUUUCGUGAUACCGAAGGGGAUUGUGGUUUUCACGUAUAACAAGACGGCCCCAGAAUUUAAUGCAACCUUCACUCCGGUGUUGUUGCCGAACGGAAGCAGUUGCGACUGCCCAGUCUUCGGUAUGAUGUCAGGAGGCGAAGGCGAUGACGGGCUGGUCCGGGGCAGGAAUUUCAAAGGAGAAUAUCCGCAGGCUUGCGGACUUGCCGCCCACGCCGGUUUCGUGUGCGGCUGGGUUUUCGGCGGUUGGAGAGGGCCAAGUACGGUCGUUUCCUCUGGACACCUAGCCACUGGAGAUUUGCUCUACGUCCGAGACCUGACUACGAGAAAAGCCACCUGCUUAAACAUGACGGCAACUCCGGAGACACUCGGCAUCCCACAGAAUCACGAUUUUGCGAUCUACUUUUUUGGCUCGAACAAGCCCGACUCGACCCGGAAGCUUGACCUCGUUUUCAAUUACAAUAAUAAGGCG